This is a messenger RNA of Blastomyces dermatitidis ER-3, 3782 nucleotides long. RefSeq lists its product as uncharacterized. NCBI's taxonomy places the organism in Eukaryota, Fungi, Ascomycota, Eurotiomycetes, Onygenales, Ajellomycetaceae. Bases 840 to 1427 code for a protein of 195 amino acids. The record is from RefSeq and is a predicted model, not a curated record. The transcript has 3 exons.
CAAGCUCAAUAAUAUUAAAUCUUGACUUCUUCAAGAUCCUCAAAAGAGUCCAAGCUAGCUAGCUCCCGGCCAAGCUGGUCCGUUGCUGCAGCUAGACUCAGAAGAUCAAGCAAGCUGUGAGACAUCGUUUCAUCAUGGGAACCACUUCUGCGCUGGGGGCAACACUUCUCGACCCCCCCAACUCCGCAUGGACAGGUUGCUGUGUGUCUUGGAUGUCCUCCACUGUUGCUGCCUUUGUCUGCCCUGCUGUGGUAUUGAUGAUGCAACCUUGGUUCCCAGGAGCAUUAUCUUAUGCACUGCUAAAAAAUAUGGCUGUUCUGCGAAUGGCCAUCCAUUAUUUUGAUGGUAUAGCCAAAACAGCACGAUGGCUAUGAACGACGAUGCAGAUGAAUAAAUAGGAUAGGAGGGAUAAUGGCCUGCAGAAUCCAUCCAAGCUCUACUAAAACGGCCGCUGUCUAGCUCGACACGUCGAAACCAGCCAGAUCUCCCAACAGCAAGAUUCGCAGCACACUCACUGGCUGGAGCGGGUCUAGUGCUUUUUGGUGGGUGCAGCAGGCUGUCGAUGUUGCUUGAUGACUUUUUGCCGCUGUGGAGUUCUUCUGUUACUAUUAUUCCCUUCUCUCUGCUCUCUCUUUCUCUCCUCUUUCUUUGUCUCUGCUGUCUCUCCCUUCCAAUUGUCACUCGCUUGAUCUUCUUCUUCUUCUUCUUCUUCGUCGUGUCUCUCGUUCUGUCGUAUAUAGCUUUUAAUACUAUCUCUUUCUUCCGUCUGCUCGUCAUUUCUGUCCUACAUAGCUCUCUAUCUACAGCAAUCUCCAUUAAAUUCCCAUACACACGCAAAUAUGCUGUUCCCCACUAUCCUCCUCGCUCUCUCCUCCAUCUCUGGCGUCGUUAACUCGCAGACCAUUGAUCCCAUGACCAUUCCCGUCUCUACAAGAAGUGCGUGGUGCCUCGACCAGGUUUCCUCCUGCCCAUUGAUCUGCUUGCAAGAAAGGGGAACAAAUGGUGAACCCAAGUCAAACGACUGUGACCCGGAAACCCUCACCUUCUCCUGCGUCUGCAGCUCCGGCCUCUCCCCCAAUGCCUCUGAAUUCUCCCAGACACUCCCCUACUAUAUAUGUACAGAAAUCAACAGCCAAUGCGUCCGCAACUGCAACGGCAACUCCGGAUGCCAAACCUCCUGUCGCGAAGACAACCCCUGUGGCGCCCAGAGCCCCAGACGCGUCACCACCACCCCCUCGGCCACCAGCACAGGUGACGCCACUGGCACCGCUACCAAUGAUGUCGUCUAUACGGGCCUAGGUGAGGAUUCGGCUACGAGGCCCGGCAGUGGCGCUGCAGGACUUAGCGUUGCGCUGCAGGUUGGGCAGGUGUAUGCUGUUGGUGUUGUGGUGGCUGGGUUCCUCGUGGGGUUUUCGGUGUUGAUGUAAACUGAGAAAAAAAAAAAAAAAAAAAAGAAAAGAAAGAAAGUGGGGGGGAGGCCCAGAGAGAGGGAUUGAUUCGUUCCGGGGGAUUAAAGAAAAUGGAAGACAAGCAGGAAAGAAACUUCGACUUUUUUAUCACGAAUCAAUACCAUGGUUCCCUUCUCCUCUCCCCUAUCUUCCUUUACUCUGUUCGGAAAGUCGGAAAGUACAUUUCGUACAUAUCAACCUCCCCACAUCACUACACAUGCGGCGUAUAUUUUUGUGGUCCGCUUUUUUCCUUCCAGCGUGCUAAUUUAUGUUUUAUUUUCUGUUUUUCCAAGCGCUGCGUUGUUGCUGGUUUCGAGCCUUCUUGAAGUAACCUACCUACCCCCUUUGUUUAUUCAUUUCUAGCAAAUGGUUUGCAACGUUUCAUAUACUACUUACUUGUUUUUGUUAUUCCACCUUGUCAACUAAUUAAUUAACCCACCUCCCUCUCCUCGCUCAUCCGUCGUACCCUGUCCCUUUUUAUAUUUUGUAUGUAUGUAUGGCUAUGGAUAAGUACGACUUAUCGCAUCCUUUAAUUAAUUAAUAAAUAGGUGAAUGAAGAGUCACAACUUGUCUAGGUGUGGCCGUCUACCCUCCAGGCACAAGAUCAUAUGCAGCUAAGGAAAUCUUCAGUCCGAUCUCUCAAGUCAUCAAUGCUGGAUGGCUUUUUGCACUUCGACAAGGUGUUAAAACCAGUCAGGAUUUUCGCUUCGCAGGAACAUAUCACACCAGAAUUGGGGUCUCGUCCCUGGUUGGGUGGUGGGUAGUGGGGAGUUCACGAGCAGGUACUUUCUGUCUGUAAAGCAGCUCGUUGAAAGGGGGUAGUUUCUCCCCUAACUAUGACAUUUUGAACAGGUGAGAUGAAUUGGGCUUCGAUGUGGGAAUUGAGGUGCGGAAGGGAGAGGGGUAUUCCUGCUGUGUAGAGGGUGGGAGAAAGGAAGAAAUCAAUAGAAAAUAGGCUAUAAGAUCAUUGAGUGCUUAGGAUCAUAUUCAGUAAGUUCAUAUGAAGAGAGAAGAAUAACUAACUAGUUAGUUAAUAUUUGAUGACGUCAUUACCGAACAGACCCCUGGGGGUCGAGAAGGGCUGACUAUACCCAAAAUAGGUAGUUAACUAGCGUAUAUAUAUGUGCUGUUAUACCUCAGAACCUUCUUAUCACGCUUCUCAGAACGACAGCUCAAUGAUAUGUUCUGUGUCCUGGCUUCAUAAACAGAAACUCGCUGGUUGGAGUCAAAUUGACUGAUCAUGAACCUCUUGAAUCAACCUCAUUUUUGCUACAGACUAAAAACAAUGUCUGUUGUGUCCGCGUCGGAGCGACCACAUCUAUUGAAGUGCUGAGUUUCUGUGCAUUGAGCUUGAACAGAGGCAUGAAGAAGUUCAAAACUGCUGUGACUUACUCUUCUAUUAAAGGUCUGUUAUUUUAUUACUCAUAUUAAAUCAAUUCGAUGAUUUGAAUCCCCCAGCCUCUGACGACACAGGUCAAGCUGAAAUCUUAUUUAUUGAUCGCGAUGAAGUAAGAUGUUUGAGGCUUGCAAUUAAUGCAACCCAUAAAUAUCAAAAUGAGCAGAAGAAACAUAUUUACAAUUACAAUUUUUUCUCAAACGCAAACAAGGGAAACCAGAAUUGAAGCUCGAAAUGUACACGUACAGAGGACAUAACAGACUGCUAAAAAGACAAGACUCAUGGUCACAUUUUCAAAGCGCUUGUUACGUCUUCUUGUCACCACCAAGGUUCAGAGCGUCCGUGACAGACCCCAGACCCAACUCACCAAGAAGCUUAUUGAUACCCAAUCCGCCGAGGAGUCCAUUCACCAGCCACUAGGUCCAAGUCCAUUGAGCAGUCUGCCCACCAAGCCAAGAACACCAGUCAGGAGGAGGUUAACCGCAGUAAUGAUCUGGAAGAGAGGUUCGCUCAGCAGAGCCCAGAGCGGGUUGAGCCUUUUCUUUGCGUGGGGCAUAUCGGCAAUCCGCUUCCGUGCAUUGUCAAUGGUCGUGGCGACGGUCGACGUGAGUUCCUUCAGGAGAUCCGCUAGCUGGUGUUCCUCUGGCGAUGCUUCGCGCUGUGCGGACUUUGAUUUCGCCUUGGCUGCUAUCAUCUGCCCGUCUGGAUCGAGCAAGCGGAGGGUGCCGUUGCAUUCUUGAAGGUGGCUACUGCCUUCUUCGAUUCGGGGCUUGACAUUUGUUCUAUCCGCUCUCUCCAUGUGCUAUAUGUGUGUGUUUUGUCAGUAAAGGGGGCUACAUUGACUAAUGGUCCUCUGAAAUCCUGGGGGGGGGGGGGGGGGGAAAAAAACCCCUUUUUUAUCUUAAACACAGGUCGGCCCGGUGGCGGCAAAAAAAAUC